Messenger RNA from Arxiozyma heterogenica, 798 nucleotides. It is a transcript of the gene RVS161, whose product is annotated as amphiphysin-like protein RVS161. The record is from RefSeq and is a predicted model, not a curated record. Gene Ontology annotation, cellular component: actin cortical patch; mating projection tip; Rvs161p-Rvs167p complex. Gene Ontology annotation, biological process: plasma membrane tubulation; actin cortical patch localization; endocytosis. The transcript has a single exon. NCBI's taxonomy places the organism in Eukaryota, Fungi, Ascomycota, Saccharomycetes, Saccharomycetales, Saccharomycetaceae. Gene Ontology annotation, molecular function: protein binding; lipid binding. The coding region runs from base 1 to 798 and encodes 265 amino acids.
AUGAGUUGGGAUGGGUUUAAAAAGGCUAUUAAUAGAGCCGGCAAUAGUGUUCUUAUAAAAGACAUAGAUAAAGCCACAGAUAAAGAAUAUGAUAUGGAAGAACGUAGGUAUAGAAUCCUUCAAAAAGCUGGGGAUGGUUUACAAAAGGAGGCUAAGGGUUACUUAGAUUCUUUAAGAGCAGUCACUGCAUCCCAAGUCAGCAUUGCUGAAGUCAUAUCGAAUCUUUAUGAUGAUUCAAAAUAUAUUAGUGGUGGGGGGUAUAAUGUUGGUAAUUAUUAUCUACAAUGUGUACAAGAUUUCGAUAGUGAGACUGUAAAACAAUUAGAUGGUCCCUUUAGAGAAACUGUAUUAGAUCCAAUAACUAAGUUUUCACAAUAUUUCAAGGAAAUCGAUGAAGCCAUUAAGAAAAGAAGCCAUAAGAAACAAGAUUACGAGGCAGCUAAAGCCAAAGUUCGUAGACUUAUUGAUAAACCCGCAAAGGAUGUCACUAAACUGCCACGUGCAGAAAAAGAACUGGCCUUUGCUAAAGAUAUUUUCGAUAAUUUAAAUGAUCAAUUGAAGAUGGAAUUGCCACAAUUAGUGUCUUUAAGAGUUCCAUACUAUGAUCCAAGUUUUGAGGCUUUAGUUAAAAUUCAACUUAGAUUUUGUACUGAGGGUUAUACAAGGUUAGCCCAGAUUCAACAGUAUCUAGAUAUGCAAUCUAGAGAAGAUUAUGCUAACGGGGUUCUUGAUGAUAGAAUCGCUGACCUUCUACAACAAAUGUCAAAUUUAGAUAUUUGUGCAUUAGGUUUUAAGUAA